This is a messenger RNA of Psilocybe cubensis, 1467 nucleotides long. RefSeq lists its product as uncharacterized. The record is from RefSeq and is a predicted model, not a curated record. Gene Ontology annotation, molecular function: protein serine/threonine kinase activity; ATP binding. NCBI's taxonomy places the organism in Eukaryota, Fungi, Basidiomycota, Agaricomycetes, Agaricales, Agrocybaceae. The transcript has 5 exons. The coding region runs from base 1 to 1467 and encodes 488 amino acids. Gene Ontology annotation, biological process: peptidyl-serine phosphorylation; intracellular signal transduction.
AUGUUUUCCGGAAAUGUAUUGGCGGGAGAUGUAUCUUUUCCGGCUCACUACAUUUUCUCAAAGCUAGCAUGCAACGGUUCCACACCACCCCAAAGAGAUUACAGCAAUUCCUUGGCGUCGCUGAAGUCAUUAGCACAUUGGGCUCUCCAGGUCGCAUCUUCGACGAAACCGCUCUUGCUUAGCUCUCAUUCCGAUGUGCAGCAGGCCACCCGCAAGCAAGCUUCCUCCCUCAUAAAACAUGUAUCAACUACCCCUGCUGUGUUCGUGAUCUAUACUUCUAUCACUGGUGAAAACCCUUGUGUUGGUGUAUCUCCCGCCAAACAGAAGAUAUCGCUGUUGGCACUCUAUACUUUGGACAAACUGGGGAAUUUUCAGCUGCUGGGGUCUCUAUAUCUCUCUACCUCCUAUCAGGCCUUCGAAAAUUCUCGGCGAGUAUCUUAUGAAUCAUCUAACGAGAUUAAAGCUUUCCCUCUCCCGCGUCAAAAUCUGGAAUGCAUUUUUUACUUUCUGCCAACAUCGUUCUUCUCAACCACACUCAAGCUUGGUCGUCAAACAUUUUUAGGAUUUAUCAAGAAUGGAUACAGCGGUCCUAGGCGUCUACGCAGCUGCCGAAAAGUCGUUCUUGAUCUCGAUGGGUACCAAAUAACGCAUAUCGGCAAGGGAGCCUUUGCCAUAAUAUCUCGUGUAAUACAUCGAGCUUCAGGAGAAAUUCGGGUUAUGAAGCGGAUCACAUUUGAUAACACGGGCCUUGCUGAAUACCUUGCUAGGAACGAGGUGGACGCACUCAAGGCGAUGUCGGGUAACGUAUGGUUUCCUCCGUUGUUAAACAAUUUUGAGGAAGGAGGCGAAUUUCUCAUUACUAUGCCUUUUUACCAUCGAGGUGAUCUUGCUGCUCUUAUUGAACACAAGGGAUAUCUAGGUCGGAAGCUAGCUCAAUUUUACUCAGCGCAAUUGAUUCUUGCCAUUCAUAACUUGCAUAAAAUGGGAAUAAUCCAUCGAGAUAUCAAAACGGACAACAUAUUCCUCGAUGGGAAUGGGCACCUCGUCCUCGCAGAUCUUGGACUCGCUGAAAACAUCGCAACCUACGAAGGCGGUGAGGAGAUGAUGAAAUACUUCCCAGAGUGGUUAGAAGCUAGGGAUAAAGGCGGGGACGAUUUCCCCUUAUUGUGGGUAAACCAUCGCAAUCCUUUGUCGAUGAUUGGUUCUGCAGGUACGUUUUGGUAUACGGCGCCGGAGGUAUUUAGAAAAGAACGGUAUUCGUUUGGAGUGGAUUAUUGGUCGGUUGGUGUGAUUUAUUACGAGCUUAUUACGGGUCAUAUACCAUUUAACCACUUUAAACCAUACCCUGAAAAUAAACGACCAGAACUUGAUUUCACAAUGAAGCCAGGUCAAUUGAAAGACGUUGUGCACUGGGAAGAAGAGGCAUUAUCCGAGGUUAGGACUUACUACAAUGAAUUGAAUCUUUAG